Lotus japonicus is the source of this 1348-nucleotide messenger RNA. RefSeq names its product amino acid transporter AVT3A-like. Gene Ontology annotation, biological process: amino acid transmembrane transport. Gene Ontology annotation, molecular function: amino acid transmembrane transporter activity. NCBI's taxonomy places the organism in Eukaryota, Viridiplantae, Streptophyta, Magnoliopsida, Fabales, Fabaceae. The record is from RefSeq and is a predicted model, not a curated record. Bases 69 to 1325 code for a protein of 418 amino acids. Gene Ontology annotation, cellular component: vacuolar membrane. The transcript has a single exon.
UCCUGCAUUUUGUUGCACCCAUCAAUCUCCAUUAACACCCAUUUUGCACUAGAAGCAUCCAAUCAACAAUGGUGUUCCAAAACCCAGAAACCACAUCCUCAUGUUCCUCACAAGAAGACAUCCCUCUUCUCUCCAACAAACCACCUCUCUCCUCCAAAUUCAAAACCUUUGCCAACAUCUUCAUAUCAAUCGUAGGUGCUGGUGUUCUUGGCCUCCCUUACAGCUUCAAGAAAACAGGGUGGAUCAUGGGGUUGCUCCUUCUCUUCACCAUCGCUUUCCUCACUUACCACUGCAUGAUGCUCCUUGUCCGCACGCGCCGCAAGCUUGAAUCCAUUGUGGGGUUCCCCAGAAUCAAUUCUUUUGGUGAUUUGGGGUAUGCCAUAUGUGGCCCUUUUGGCAAAUUCUCCAUUGAUGCUAUGGUUGUGCUUUCUCAAGGUGGUUUCUGUGUUAGCUACCUCAUUUUCAUUUCCACUACUUUGGCAUAUCUUGCUAGUGAUGCAAACCAAGCAUUGAUUUUUGGUUUCACGCCCAAGGUUUUGUUUCUAUGGGGUUGUUUUCCUUUCCAAUUGGUGUUGAAUGCAAUUCCAACUCUGACCCAUUUGGCUCCUUUGAGUAUAUUUGCUGAUGCUGUUGAUAUUGCUGCUAAGGGUGCUGUGAUGGUGGAGGAUGUGUUUGUGUUUUUGGAGAAUAGGCCUCCUUUGAAAACUUAUGGGGAUUUAUCCAUGUUUUUAUAUGGUAUAGGUGUGGCUGUGUAUGCAUUUGAGGGAAUAGGAAUGGUUUUGCCAUUGGAAACAGAGGCCAAGGACAAGGAGAAAUUUGGUGGGGUUUUGGGGAUAGGGAUGUUGGUAAUUUCAUUGUUGUUUGGAGCAUUUGGUGCUCUAGGUUACUUUGCUUUUGGUGAAGAAACUCAAGGGAUUAUCACUACCAAUCUAGGACCUGGAAUGAUGAGUGCUUUGGUGCAGUUUGGUCUUUGCAUCAACCUGUUUUUCACUUUUCCAUUGAUGAUGAAUCCUGUUUAUGAGGUGUUUGAGAGAAGGUUAUGUAACUCUAAGUACUGCUUGUGGUUGAGGUGGGUUUUGGUGUUGGGGGUGAGCUUGGUGGCACUUUGUGUGCCUAAUUUUGCUGAUUUUUUGUCACUAGUGGGGAGUAGUGUAUGUGUUAUGCUUAGUUUUGUAUUUCCUGCUAUGUUUCACUAUAUGGUGUUCAAAGAGGAGUUGGGUUGGAGCUUUAUGGUUCAGGAUUGGACAAUUGUGAUUUUUGGGUUUGUUAUUGCAGUUACAGGAACUUGGUCUUCCAUAGUGGAUAUUCUGGCCCCUAUGUCUUGAAUAUUCAUGUGCUUGAUGCUUUG